This is a messenger RNA of Nelumbo nucifera (sacred lotus), 3324 nucleotides long. Its product is annotated as Agenet and bromo-adjacent homology (BAH) domain-containing protein. The record is from RefSeq and is a predicted model, not a curated record. Lineage: Eukaryota; Viridiplantae; Streptophyta; Magnoliopsida; Proteales; Nelumbonaceae. Gene Ontology annotation, molecular function: chromatin binding.
UUUAAUAUACUCCUCUUUCUCUCUCAUCGGUUCCGAUGGGAUGUGAAGUUCCAAAGCUCUCUGCAAGUUUGAUUCUUUCCAAUGGCCUCUGUUUCCUCUCCUUCCUGUCAAGCGCGCUCCCUCCUGAUCCUCGCUCCACUCUUGCAAGGAUGAAAAGUUUCUACUCUCCCUCAGAGCAACCUCAUUGUUACCAGCCUUGUUUUAUAACCACUAACACCUCCCUCUGUUCCAAAUUCUCUGCGUUGUUCUAGCCUGAUACUCCGAUUUUGUUUUUCUCCGUCGACACUCUUAGCAAGCCCCGUUAGUAUGACCUCUAGUGCCUUCAAACUGAGAAACCCUGUACUCCUUUGACCAAGAUGGUUUUGGUUUUGGGAUCCCAAUUUUGUCUUUGCAGGACAUUUGUGCAUUCUUGUUAGGAUUGCUGGAGGCACAGGUGUCUGCUGCUGCUCGGGAUUUUUUCUUCCAGCUUCACCGGAGAAUCAACUGCUUUCAUUAGGAUCUCCAGGAUAUAGGGUUUAUGAACAUCCUGAAUAGGGUUUAUGAACACCUUCUUCUGAUCCUGAGGUGCCCCUAGGGUUUUUGUCCUCCUAAAGCUGACGUUCUUGUUCCCAUUUUGUGUAUGUUUCCCCCUAGCUUUAGUUUUAUGGAAAUCAAAUACUCUUUCAUGUAGGAUUAUUCUGAAUUGUUUGGGAGGUUCUAACUUUGAGAACAAGUGGGUCGGUAGGCCUCUUUUAUUAGGCAUCCUUGGCUCUGUGAUCAAGGGCUUUGUGUAGCUUGGAAUGUUCCGGUGACACCCUUUUGGCUUUGGGGGGGCUCUUGGCGAAGAUGUCUACAGAUGGCCACGGUUUCGUGGAAUGGAAGGAGCAGUUUGUUUCACAGGAGCGCGGAAGCCGGGUGGUCCACUACUUCUUGAAGGAUGUAGCUGGGAAUUCCGUCCUUGCUGUUGUCGGCACCGAGAGGAGCCUUAGACACAUGGUCUAUGUCGUCUCCAGUGAUUUCUUGUUGGGUUUUCGGUCUCAGAACUCCACCAACACUUGUUUCAAAUGGAGAUCGAGAAGAGAGGUGGUCGACUGGCUUACAUCCAUGCUCGUAAAGAAGCAACCUUCUGCAGAUUCUUCGAAGUCACCAACAAAUGAUUCAACACAAGCCACUGGGUUUUCUGAUUUUGCCACAAACAGGGUUGAUGUCACAGAGUCCCAUCCACCUGAUCGCACGGGUAGAUUUGCAAGGAAGUUGAAAGGCCAUGAUUCAGAUAUAGUGUGGUCUGGUGUUGCGUGGACUUGUGGUAAACAGCUCAUGCAUUACCCAGCAUUUUGUCGGAAUGGAAUUACCAUAACUAUACAUUCCUUUGUGCUUGUUAUGGCUAAAGAGGAGGAUCAUUAUCUUGCUUAUUUGGAAGAUAUGUAUGAAGACAAGAAGGGGCAUAAAAAGGUCAGAGUGCGGUGGUUUCACCACAAUCAAGAAGUCAAGAGUGUAGUUCUUCUACCACGUCCACACCCUAGAGAAGUGUUUUUCACACCUUAUGCCCAGGUAAUCAGUGCAGAGUGUGUUGAUGGUCCUGCAACAAUAUUAACUCCUGAGCACUAUGAGAAAUGCUUGGCCACUUUAGCACAUAUUUCUGGAGCCAGGGUUUAUCUGUGCUUUAGGCAGUUCAAAAACAACAAAGUCAAGCUCUUUGAUAUCAGCAAAUUGCGGGGUUACUUUGACCAAACAAUACUCUCAUGUUUGGAUCCCAGUCCCCUCUUCAAGCAGAACCUCACAUUCCAUAACCCAACUACAGAAGAAGAGGAAGACUUUAGCCAAGAGGGCACUGUGAAGCAGGGAGCCAAGAGAACCAGAAGUUGUAGAGGGCGUCACAGGUUUCUCAUGGAUCAUUCCAAUGUCAGAGUUUCAGCUCGAGGAAACACGAUGGCGGCAUGUGGACCAGCAUAUGACAACUUGAAAUUUAGGCUGUCAGGUAGGAGGCCUCUCAGUGUCAAGUGUGUCAGGCCUCAUCCCUUGCGUACUCCUCAUUUUAAGGUUGAUGAAAAGGUAGAGAUUCUAUGCCAAGAUAGUGGCAUACGAGGCUGCUGGUUCAGGUGUACGGUCUUGCAGGCAUCUCAUAAGCAGCUGAAGGUUCAAUAUGAUGAUGUGCAGAAUGAGGAUGGAUCUGGGAAUCUUGAGGAAUGGGUCCCUGCCUUUAGACUGGCUGCUCCUGAUAAAUUGGGCAUGAGAUGCUCAGGCCGCCUUACAGUCCGGCCAUGUCCCCCCCUUAAGGAGUCAACAGAUGGUUCUUUUGAGAUUGGAGCCCCUGUAGAUGCAUGGUGGAGUGAUGGCUGGUGGGAAGGAGUAGUUACUGGAGUUGAUGAUGGAGAUGGUAGUCUGCAAGUUUACUUCCCUGGUGAAGACGUGUUCUCAACUUUCCAGAAAGAGAAUUUAAGGAGUUCGAAGGAUUGGUUUGAGAACCAGUGGGUUGAUAUCAAGGCAAAGCCGGAUAUACUAUCUGCCAUAUCUGCAGCUGUCAGCCCUGGAACAAAGCUCUCAGGGUCUACAACAAUUGCUAAGGGGGCUGAUUCAGGUGGCUCAGCAAUGUCGGACCAUGAACUUCCUACUAUUAAACUUGAAACAGUUGAAGAGGAUAAGCAGGAUUUAGCUGGUGGUUUUAUUGGAUCUGAUGUCCCUGCAGAAGAUGUCAAGUGGGUGACCUUGAGGAAGCGGCAAAGAAUUGAAGAUGAAGAUAGAUAUGGUAAUUCUGGUGAUCAUGAUGAAAAUGACAGAGAUGAUGACGAUGAUGGUGAUGCCAAUGAUGUUGAUAACAAUGUAGACAAGUUGACUAUUAAAGAGGAUUUUCAGGCUCCUGAUCACAAAUGUGAAUCAAUAGAAGUCAUGGAGGUGGCUGUCUGAGAAAGAGAACUAGUGCAACUAGGAGUCUAGGAGGAUGGCGGUAUUGGUCUGAAGGCAAAUUAGGAUUUCUGUAAAUAAGACAGAGGUGAUGCACAUGUUUAUAGAAGGUGAAUCAUUUUUAUUGACUUGGGGAACUUGGUCGAUGUACAGCUAGGAAGUUAGGAUUUAGUGGUAGGUUCAGCUCUUAACGGGUCAGGUCAGAAAUUUAACUUGGGAUUCAGAUCGGGGUCGGGGGGGCGCUGAGUCCAUAAGCUUGUAUGCCUGUCUAGCUGCCACGGAAUCUGAAUAUUAUUUCGAUUACUAGCAUUUUUUUCCUUCUUUUCUGUCUCGGUUUCUAAUUAGUAAUGUAUUGUCUGUUUAUGGAAAUAAGUCUAGAUAAUGUUGAAAAUGAGUUUAUGGAAUUAUUUGCUCUUAUGUAUUAAUGCAACUUAUUUGACCCUC